Molecule: messenger RNA, 3181 nt
Organism: Petromyzon marinus (sea lamprey)
Lineage: Eukaryota; Metazoa; Chordata; Hyperoartia; Petromyzontiformes; Petromyzontidae
Gene: CCDC25
Product: coiled-coil domain containing 25
Source: RefSeq, a predicted model, not a curated record
CGCGAUUCGGCAUCGAGGGUCGCCGGUCCGCAGUGGGAAUUUCAGUUCGGGUGUCACGGCCGGGGCUUGUGAAUGAGGGGACGUAAUUUAGUUGAGAGCUGUGAAUAAACAUUCGUCGUCGGGACAGCGUGAAUAUUUAAUAUCUCCGUGGGAGUUCAACAUUGGGAUCUGGUGUCGAGGGUAACGGGGCCGAGGAGCGCCGCGAUGGUGUUUUAUUUCUUGGUUCAACACCAUACACGAUAUACGUGGGCAAGGACAAGUACGAGAAUGAGGAGCUUAUUAAAUACGGCUGGCCUGAAGAUGUUUGGUAAGAACACAUGAAGGUUUCACGUGGACAAGCUGUCUUCAGCACACGUGUAUCUACGCCUGCAGAAGGGUCAGACCAUGGAUGACAUCCCCACGGAGGUGCUCAUCGAUUGUGCUCAGCUCGUGAAGGCCAACAGCAUCCAGGGGAAUAAAAUGAACAACAUCGCCGUGGUCUACACGCCCUGGGGCAACUUGAAGAAGACGGCAGACAUGGACGUGGGGCAAGUUGGCUUCCAUAAGCAGAAGGAGGUGAGGACGGUGACCGUGGAGAAGCGCGUGAACGAGAUCAUGAACCGGCUGAACCGCACGCGGGAUGAACGGCUCCCGGACCUGGCGAGCGAGCGCGAGGAUAGGGACCGCGAGGAGCGCGGCGAGAAGAAGGCCCAGCUCCAGGAGCAGAAGCGCAACGAGAAGGAGGAGACGAGGAGGAAGAGGGAGCAGGAGGAGCUGCGGAGCUAUUCGGCACUCAUGAAAGAAGAGAACAUGACCUCAAACCAGGAUGGAAACGACUCCGACGAGUUCAUGUGACUUCCAGGAGUGCUGCAACCGGGAGCGUGGGACGUUAUGGGCAAGGAGGGAGCGGCAGUGGUUAGCGCACGCGCUUGCCUACCUCACGGUGCGGUUUACUCGUGUGGUGGAAAGGGCUCAGCAUCUGGGGCACCCGUGGGGGGUGAAAUGUUCACUACCUCGCCAUGUAUGCAGGAAGUUUUGGGUUCAGUUCCGACCCUGACACCUGGAUAUUUGGAGUUUGCAUGUACUCCCCAUGAUCGCGUGGUUUUUCUCCUGGUCCUCCGGUUUUUCCCUCCACUUUUAGAAACAUGCAUUUUAGAGUAUUUGGCUUUCACAAAUUUCCACACGAUAAGCCACUUGGGCAAACAUUUUCCGCUAGGUCAGGUUUGAAAUGAGCUAUAUAACUCGGUGGGCCUUACCUGGUAUUUUUUGUUUAUUAAUAGUUUCAUCUGAACUCAAAAGACACCUCGACCCAAAUAACCAAGCAGCCGAUAUCUACUGACUACACACCCCUUGCCUCUGUGCGUCACACGCUAGUGUGAAGGUUCGUUCAUUAAUAAUGAGAAACACUUAAAAGUUUUAGCUCUUCCUCGACGUGUUGCCGGGUUGUGCCGCGUGUUCGGCUCGAUGCCCGACGUUUCCGCCGCAUGUGCCCGGGAGCUUCUUCAGAGUUCGGAAAUUGCUUUGGCUCCUGCAGAAGCUCCCGAAAAGCGGAGCGAAACGUCGGGAUGCCUUUGCCGAAUGAUGCGCGGCGCAAUCUGAAACCUCGUCGUGAGAGCUGUACAGCACAGCGACAAAGAAAACCUACGCAGGUGUACUUCCCAAAAAGAAAUAUUUAAGUGUUUAAAAGUCACGCGUAAAAGCAUUCGCUAAAUAAAAUUAUGGUCCAGCACACCAGCAUCGGGAUGUCAAGCAGGGCUUAAGCCGGCUCCGUCCAGGUAAAUGGCUUGAAAAUAUCUCCUGACCCAGCACGCCACAUCCAGGGUACCUCGCACUACGGCUGUGGCUGCUACUCGUCACGUGCCUACUCUAGUUUACCAGCGAGCUGGAAAAUGUCAAGUGAUAAUUUAAACCCUUGCUGUCGGUGACGUUUUGCAUCCGUUGAUCUAACAGCAUAUGCCAGUGAUGUCGCUGGAUUACCAUAAUGAUGUUCUUGACAAUAACUGUAAAGCAUUUUUGCUUGUUAUUAAAGCCUCAACGUUGAGUCAUAACUCCCUUGGACACCCUGCCUAGGAAUAUACACGAGCCAUUUGUUUUUGGGAUUGCAUUUUCAUUCACGACCUUCCUAGCAUUGAACCAUUUACCCCCUUCCUAGCAUUAAACCAUUUACCCCCUUGUUUUGUACGUGUAUCAGCAUGACAGAAACACAUUCUUGACACUUCCAUUGAUGUGCCAAACAUGGUUAGUGCUGUCGUACCUAGGGCAGAUAUUUCAUUCCGGGUCUGUCCAGGUUGGCGAGGUGGAAAAUAAUUCUGCACUUGGCACGGCACGCCCAGUGUACGUGUGGCUAAGGCUAGUCAACGGGGCCAGCCGGUCUACCAGUGACCCGGAAAAGUUGUGAGAGGCGUGCUCGUAGAACUUCGCCAAACGUGUCCAUCGAAUUCCCGAAGCUGCUCGCAUGAUGUCUGCACUGCUUUGGCAAGCCUAUGGGGUCUUUUUUUUUACAUUUCCUAUUUUGUCAUGUUGCCCACCCUGUUGCGGCAUCAUGUAAUGAGAUAAAUACUCCACGUGGAACUCUCGUAGAGUGGUACAACCCGGAGUGUUUAGUCAACAGCCCGCGGAAGCGGAUACGGCAGAGCUACCUCGGAGAAUCCUUCAAGUGGCCUGUCGUGCACACACUAGGAGACAGCAUCGUCCCGCCUGCCCAGCUGCAGACAAAUGUUCUUUGCAUGGCACUCAAACUGAUAUUUUGAAUCUCACAGCUGGUAUAUAGCCAAAAUAAGGGCAUAAUCAAGUGGGUCCCAUUUUAUACUCAGACCACAGGAAACCGGCCGUCAGAUGCCAAAUGUGCUUUUUGGAAAUAUUUCCCCGUGUUUAAAUGAGAUGUAUUUAAAUCGACGUACAUACGGUAAUGUACAAUCGUUACAUCGUUUUGGGUAUUUUUUUGUACACGUUGAGAUUUUCAAGUUGGUGACUUACUUGGCUGCUUUCUGUUUGGUCUUCUCGCGUGCAUGUUUAUGUUCGACGCUAUCAGAGAUAAUUUUUACCUGUCGGCUUGGGAUUUGGACGAACACUUGUCAAAGAGAGGAACAUGCCUUAAUUGCCGGAUCGUUGGUCAGUGUGCACAAACUUGAAGUUAAUAAAAUCAAACGUGAAUUGCAGGUCUUCGUGAUUUUGAUUUCCGGAAUAAAAGCCAUCGUGUAAA